CAGUAUCAUAACUAUGAACGCACGGGUGUGAUACUAGUAUUCUAUAGUACGAAAGAGAAUCCUACUAAAAAAGUUCCCGCCCAUAUGUGCUGCACCAACGAAUUAACUGCAAGACAUCACUUCCGGAUAUUAAUUAAAAACUGCAACUCCACAACCACCCACUCUUUCACUUCACAGCAUAUCAGUUGCAGCCUUGCAGAGGAGGAGGGUAUACGAACAGAGCACUAUAGAAAAAAUGUGGGCACGGCUGCUGCUUCUGUUCAUCCUUUACCCUCAAUUGCGCAAACGGAUAUGAACUCUAAGCGGCCGAAGAUUUGCAGAAGUUACCACUCGAGCUUGAUUCCUCUGAAGUUGCAAUCUUCGCGACGCCCUCAGAAAUCCUCGAAACCCUAAUUUCACGAUCCUCUCCAAUACAAGUCUAGGCUUCGAUUUCGUCCACAACCACAUCAAGAGCUCCAGCAUCAUCAUCACGGAUCCAUUGCAGGCUUCUUUAACAAGCAUACGGAAUCGUUUCCCUUAUCCAAUUAAAUCCGGGGCAAGGACUUGAACAAUCGCACGAUGGCAUCCAGAGAUCUAAACAAAUUGGUGAUGACGGUGACUGAGGGUACAUACGACUCUGGGUUUUGGACAUUGACCAGUAGGUCAUUAGCCUCACUUUUACCCAUUAGUAUAUGAUGGGAUAGGAAGAACGGAAAGGAACAUGUAAGAUAGGCCUAAGAGAGUGUGCGACCAGGCGAUGACGACAACCAGAGCAGACAACUCUGGUGUUUGGACAUCAAGGUAGCUAGACUUUCUUAUCUGGGACAAUAUCAUGUUCGGUGGUGAUUGGAUGCGGUGUAUUAGUUUGGGUCAAUUCCUAUUCAGGUGGUGGUGAAUGACAUUCGUGGUUCUUAGUUGGAGGGCGAGUCAUCAGAUCAACCUAAAGGGAAGAUGCAUUCACACUGGAAGUCUAAAUACACUCUUGUGAAAUGCCAACUUAUUCCUUGGCAGUGACUUUGUCUUUGAAACCAGAGACUAACAUCGAAGGCCGAUCACGUCCGAGAGAGCAAUCGAAACCAAUAAGAGGAUGAAGAUUGUAGCUGCAAAAGCAAAGGAUUAUUUUAUGCCACUUGCUUAUGCAGACUGUUGGAGUUGGU
This is a messenger RNA of Cuscuta campestris, 1136 nucleotides long. The record is from the annotation of a GenBank genome assembly. NCBI's taxonomy places the organism in Eukaryota, Viridiplantae, Streptophyta, Magnoliopsida, Solanales, Convolvulaceae.